UCCGCGAGAGCGAGUCGCGCAGCACGCACAGUGCGCGCUCGGCAUUCGCCGACGAAAGACAGCGUCUCGCCCGAUACAGCAGCACGCGCUCCCGAUAGCGGUCGCGUCGACGUUUGUUUGUGUUCGAACGAGAGUGCGGCUCGCCUAGGCUGGUGCGCGCACCAAGAUGAGCGCUCGAGGCAAGCAAGGCGACGACGCCGCGUACGAGUUCGGAUACAUGCGCAAGCCCGACGAUAGGACCAAGCGCCAGGUCAUUCGCGACUGGAUUUACGAUCCGCGCAAGGGCACCGUUCUCGGUCGCACCGCCAAGCAAUGGGGCAUCGUGGGACUAUUCUACUUGACGUUCUACAGCGCGCUGGCGGCACUGUGCGCCAUUUGUUUUUGCGGACUCAUGGCGACGAUAGAUCCCAAACGACCGACUUACACCCUGAGCAGGAGCCUCAUAGGCACGAAUCCAGGACUCGGAUUUCGGCCGAUUUCCAACGAUACCUCGGAGAGGUCGCUGAUCUGGUACGACGCGAAGAACGCGACGCAAAUCAAUAAGUGGACGGCCCUGUUGGAUGAUUUUUUGAUAGGCUAUUGGAACAAAUCGGCAUUGGCGAAAGGCGGUAGAACUCAGAUGCCAUGCGACUACAAUCAGCUGCCACACGGCGGUAAGGUAUGCGACGUCGAUUUCACGAAGUACGGCGAUUGUCGGCCCGGGACGGAUUAUGGCUACAGCAGCUCCCAGCCGUGCGUCUUCAUCAAACUCAAUAGGAUAUUCGACUGGAUCCCGGAUUACUACAACGACACCGAGGAUUUGCCCCAAGAAAUGCCCGAGGACUUGAAAACUCAUAUAAAAACCCUGAGAAAUCAGCCAGAAAAGUUGAACACCGUAUGGGUGUCGUGUAAGGGCGAAGAUCCACGCGCCAGGGAAACAAUACGAAAGCCCAAAGACAAGGACCAUCCUGUCCCUGCUACCGACAAGAUUACAGGCGAUCUGCUUUAUUAUCCGGAGACCCGUGGCUUUCCCGGAUACUAUUUUCCUUACACGCAUCAACUGGAAUACGUAAGCCCGAUCGUAGCCGUGCAAUUCGUGCGGCCGGAAGGAUCCGAAGUGAUUAGAGUGGAGUGUCGGGCUUGGGCCAAGAACAUCCAUUACAGGUCCAAAAAAGGAGAGAAAAAUGGCGCCAUUCACUUUGAACUCAUGGUUGAUUAACGAUUAAUUUAUACGUAGCCGAACGUCGCCUGCACGUAACCGAUCGCUGUCAACCGAAUUGCGCGAUGCUGAUUCCAACGGCUCUCUACUUUACUAUUGAUGUUCUCAGUACAAUCAUAAUCCCAAUGAUUAUAGUGAUACUUUACUCGCGUACUACGGAGGGAACAAUUUUAACCUGGAACAAACUUUCAUUUUGACAAAGAACUUUUGCGAACGAGAGCGCUUCAUAUGUUUACUACGCAAGUCAAUUAAACGAUGCCUGUUGGGAUCGAUAGUGUUCCAUCCCAAAACGUAUUCCCUUAAAAAUUAUAUUAACAAUAAUUAAGCUUCCAUGAAAGCUCCAAAGGCUAAACUGGUGCGAGUUUCCAAGCUUUACGGGCUUGAGCUUUCGAAUGCAAAAUUUUUAAUUUCAAAUGCAUAUUGUGGGCAAACACUCAUAAAGAUCUAACGGAAUGUACAACUUAAAUACUUGUCAACAUCGUCAAGAUUAAUGAAACUGUCUUUGUACAAUUUACGUGCCGAUUAGUGAUAGCCACAUAAUUAUUCGUAUGGUAACACAGUAAAAUUUUAAACAAAAUAUUAACAUUUAAAAAUUUUAAAAUAGUCAACUCGACUGCUACUUCCUUACAGAUCUGCUUAAGUUAUUCAUCAAUUUAUAAAAACAAUCAUUUGUUCAUGUAAUACGUAAUAAUACAUUAGCUAACUAGUGCGAGAAAGUAGAUUCUUGUUUCGUGUGAGGUUUACGCCCGAGCGAGUCGAGGCUGGAAAGGACGAGAAUCUCUUUCCCAAAUGUAUUAGGUACGCUGUUAUUAAAAAGUAGUUUUAUACUUAAGUAAGAAGUGGCAUAAAUCUGGCUUCUAUUUCAUUGUUUUACGUGCAGAAUUAUGUUUGUGGAUGCAUGUGUAAAAUUCGUUUAAUUUUUGUAGUUGAGUCAUUCAUAAGUAUAUUCAUACAUACAUACAUAAAUAUACACACACGCGCGCGCGCGCGUAUAUAUUGAUAUACUUACAUAUAAAUUAUCAUGUAUUUAGAUUUUAAGUAGAAUGUAAAACAUUUUACACCUCAAAAAUGCUGCGUGUCAAAGAAAUCUCAUACUUUAUUUUUUAAACCGUCAUUUCAUAGAUAAGCUCGGGUUAACAAAAAUUAUAUCUAUUCUAAUAGAAGUACAAAUGUUUACGUGUUACGUGAGUUUGUUAAGAUGCAAUCGAUUCAAACUUAUCGGACGAUCUUACCUACGUAAUGUUUUGAUAAGUUUUACUUAAAUUAUUGAAAAUAAAAAUUAUAAAGUUUAUUGUCGUGAAUGUCAGUGUUAAGACAAACAAAGUACAUUAAAAAUUAUCAAAUAAUUAUUCAACUUGGAGUAUUCUAUCGUACUUAAUCGUAAAGUAUUAAAAAAAUGCGAUGUUAUAAUUGACCGGAUUGGGCGUUAUCAGUACUUGUUUAUAGCACAUAUCAAUUUUGCUGCUCAAAUAUAACUCGAACUUUUUUUCAUGUGCUUACUAAUGUAACUAUUGUUACUACGCUGGAUUCGUAGUAUAAGAUACGAAUUGUACAUAUAGAUAAGCUUCUAACUAUAUCGUUCAUAGUGUAAGAAAAUAUAUCCCAUGUUAGUAUAUAAUUUUGUAAUGAAUGAAUGUAGAAUGUUUCGGAUAAAAUGAUUUUUUUGUAUAAGCGUAUAGAUGGAAUGGGAAUUGUCUUAACAUGAAUAUAAAUAACAUUGUGAUGCAUACAACUAUAUAAAGAAUAAUUUACCUGGAUAAAUA
Messenger RNA from Phymastichus coffea, 2961 nucleotides. RefSeq names its product sodium/potassium-transporting ATPase subunit beta-2-like. Gene Ontology annotation, cellular component: sodium:potassium-exchanging ATPase complex. Gene Ontology annotation, biological process: intracellular potassium ion homeostasis; potassium ion import across plasma membrane; sodium ion export across plasma membrane. Lineage: Eukaryota; Metazoa; Arthropoda; Insecta; Hymenoptera; Eulophidae. The record is from RefSeq and is a predicted model, not a curated record. Gene Ontology annotation, molecular function: ATPase activator activity. The transcript is spliced from 7 exons. The coding region runs from base 167 to 1198 and encodes 343 amino acids.